UUUCUUCCUUCCCAGGCUUCCCUGGAAGCGGCUCAGUCCGCCUCAGUCCUCCUCGGGCAGCAGGUCGUCGCAGAUCUCCACCAUGAGCACGCUGAACCAGCAGUACGAGGAGAAAGUGCGUCCCUGCAUCGACCUGAUCGACUCGCUGCGCUCCCUGGGAGUGGAGAAGGACCUGGCGCUGCCCGCCAUCGCCGUGAUCGGAGACCAGAGCUCGGGGAAGAGCUCCGUGCUGGAGGCGCUGUCCGGGGUGGCUCUGCCCAGAGGGAGCGGUAUUGUCACAAGAUGCCCUUUGGAACUAAAGAUGAAGAGAAAGACUGACGGAGACCCGUGGUUUGGAAAGAUCAGCUACCAGAAUCACGAGGAAGAGAUCAAAAAGCCUGGAUUGGUGGAGAAAAAGAUCCGAGACGCUCAAGAUAAAAUGGCCGGGUCCGGGGUGGGGAUCAGCGACGAGCUCAUCACUUUGGAGAUCGCCUCCCCUGAUGUUCCCGACCUGACGCUCAUUGACCUGCCCGGUAUCGCCAGAGUGGCGGUCGAGGAUCAACCGGUGAACAUUGGUGAUCAGAUUAAAAGGCUGAUCCAGAAGUUCAUCCAGAAGCAGGAAACCAUCAGCUUGGUGGUCGUUCCGUGCAACGUGGACAUUGCGACCACCGAGGCUUUGAAGAUGGCACAGGAAGUGGACCCUGACGGAGAAAGGACUGUUGGUAUCUUGACCAAGCCUGACUUGGUGGACAAAGGCACUGAGGACACACCGGUUCGAAUCGUCCACAACGAAGUCAUCUGUCUGAAGAAAGGCUACAUGAUCGUCAAGUGCAGAGGUCAGAAGGAGAUCACAGACAAGGUCUCUCUUCCUGAGGCACUACAACGGGAAGAGGACUUUUUUAAAGAGCAUGCACAUUUCCAGAUCCUCUACGAAGAGGGUAAAGCUACUGUUCCUAAACUGGCGGAAAAGCUCACCCUUGAACUGGUGCAACACAUUGUUAAAAACCUGCCUCAUCUGGAAGAGCAAAUAAAGAAAAAAAUCCAAAAAGCUCAAACACAGCUGGACAGGUUGGGCAGCGGACCUCCUCUGGACACAGCUGAGAGACUCGGCUUCCUCAUCGAUAAAGUGACAGAAUUUACACAGGACGUGAUCUGUCUCACCAAAGGAGAGGACCUAAAGUGUCAGUUCAGGUCCAACAUCUUCUUCAAGCUCCGGGACCAAUUUCAAGUUUGGAAACAGACCAUUGACAGUUCCGGAAACAAAUUCAAUCAGAAUAUUCAGAAGGAGGUGGCCCAGUAUGAAUUAAAGUACCGUGGAAGAGAGCUGCCUGGGUUCAUCAACUACAAGACUUUCGAGGCCAUGAUCCAGGACCAGAUCAAGAAGCUGGAGCAACCUGCUGUCCUAAAACUCAUGACAGUGUCAGAAAUGGUAAAGGAGGAGCUUUGUCAAUUGGCCGAGAAAAGUUUGUUUGGGUUUCCGAACCUCAUCAGAGCAGCAAAGAUGCAGAUUGAAUCCAUCCGAAACAACAAGCAAGAGACAGCAGAGUCCAUGCUGAGGUCUCAGUUCAGGAUGGAGAUGGUUGUUUACACUCAGGACAGCAGAUACAGCAAGAAGCUAGGCAAGCGCAAGAGAGAAGACGAAGCUGCCCGGACCGUCAAUUGGGUCUUCAGCGAGAGUGAAGCAACCCUGAAAGAGAUGAUGAAGCACAUCAAAUCCUACUACCAGAUUGUUGGCCAGCGCCUUGCAGACCAGAUCCCGCUGGUGAUCCGCUACUACAUGCUGCAGGAGUUAGCCGCACAGCUGCACCGGGAGAUGCUGCAGAUGAUUCAGGACAAGGCGACGUCGGAGCUGAUGCUGCAUGAGGAUAGCGACAUUGACACGCAGAGGACGCACUGCAUGGCGAGUCUCAAGCGUCUGUCGGCGGCACGCAGGCUGCUGGGGAGAUUCAGUAUGAAAAUGUAGUUUAGUGUGAGGAUCUUCUACUGCCUCUUGCGGGCCGAUUUUGAAUAACGGACCUUAUCUUUGACACCCAGACAUUUCCUUUGUUUCGCCUGGUGUUAAUGAUGUGUUUGCACAGUCCUGCAGUGAUUUUUCUUGUCCAAUUAAGAAAUUCCUACACUCCACUGUCAUAUGCUGCAGCAUCUGUUCAGUCAUAUUAAAGAUGAAGGAAUCAGUUAAGGUUUGUAAAUCCUUCUGAAAGCCUGUAGAUUUUGAACUCCUGAUCUCUCGUGUAGUACGUUAAUUUAGGUUACCUGUAUGUCGGUAUAUCUGCUGUACUUCAUAUUUAGCCUUGUUUUAUGUUUUCACAUAGCUUUUCCAGUGUGCACUUCCAUGUAUCUUCAUUCUCAAUAUGUAUUGUAUGCACAGAAUUAUGCUUUGUUGUAACAAUAUUUCUUGCCAAUAAAUCACUGUGAAGUUUGUUUACUUGAA
Molecule: messenger RNA, 2410 nt
Organism: Salarias fasciatus (jewelled blenny)
Lineage: Eukaryota; Metazoa; Chordata; Actinopteri; Blenniiformes; Blenniidae
Product: interferon-induced GTP-binding protein Mx-like
Exons: 12
Coding region: 83-1942 (619 amino acids)
Biological process (GO): synaptic vesicle budding from presynaptic endocytic zone membrane; defense response to virus; receptor internalization
Cellular component (GO): microtubule; cytoplasm; plasma membrane
Molecular function (GO): microtubule binding; GTP binding; GTPase activity
Source: RefSeq, a predicted model, not a curated record